Messenger RNA from Ilex paraguariensis (yerba mate), 2194 nucleotides. NCBI's taxonomy places the organism in Eukaryota, Viridiplantae, Streptophyta, Magnoliopsida, Aquifoliales, Aquifoliaceae. The record is from the annotation of a GenBank genome assembly.
CUUGAAUUCUUCGUUGAAUUGGCUUUCGUCCUUCUCCUUCUUAAGGGGCGAGAGAGAGAGAGACGAAGGCCAAGACCCAGUUGUGUGUGCUAAGAUUUGAGUCCUUUUGACAGAUUGAACCGUUGUAAGCAUUAACAAAAUGGCUUCCAUCAAUCUCUCUUGCCCUUCAACAGCUCUGCGACGUUCACAAGGGUUGAAAAGCUUCAAAUUGUUCAAUGGACUGCACCGCGUAAAUCUAUUUUCCAGAAAUGAGUGUACGUUGGAUUCCUUCAUCCGUCCAAGUGGCAAAUCAUGCUUCAGUAUUAAGGGUAAUGGUAGAAUUAAAUCAGCCUUGUUAUCUGAAGAAGGUGACCUCCUGUCUCGUUACACUGGUGCUAAUGUUGUGGGGAACAAUGCUCUCCUGGGUGAUCCCUCCACGGGGAUUGAAGCACAGCCUGAUUCAAUCGCAUUUGGAACGCUUUCAGCAGAUAAUGCUCCUAACUCUAGUGGCUUCCUUACGGAGAAUGAUGAGUUUGAUCUGGACUGGCCCACGGAAGGUUUCUCAUCCGUUCCAGAAGCCAUUGAAGAUAUUCGCAAAGGAAAGAUAGUAUUGGUUGUAGAUGAUGAAGACCGAGAAAAUGAAGGAGAUUUAAUUAUGGCAGCAUCAAUGGUUACACCAGAGGCUAUGGCUUUUUUUGUGAAGCACGGAACUGGAAUUGUUUGUGUAAGCAUGAAGGAGGAAGAUUUGGAGAGAUUACAACUACCUUUGAUGGUAGCAAGUAAGGAUAAUGAAGAGAAACUUUGUACCGCAUUCACUGUGUCAGUGGAUGCAAAACAUGGCACAACCACUGGGGUGUCAGCUCGUGAUAGGGCUACAACCAUAUUGGCUCUUGCAUCCAAGGAUUCGAAACCUGAGGAUUUUAACCGCCCAGGCCAUAUAUUUCCAUUAAAAUACAGAGAGGGCGGUGUUCUAAAAAGAGCUGGACAUACAGAAGCUUCUGUCGAUCUUACCAUGCUGGCUGGGUUUGACCCUGUUGCAGUUAUAUGUGAGGUUGUGGAUGAUGAUGGUUCCAUGGCUAGGUUACCAAAGCUUCGGCAAUUUGCACAGGCAGAGAGCAUCAAGAUUAUAUCCAUUGCUGAUUUAAUCAGAUAUAGGAGGAAAAGAGAUAAAUUAGUGGAACGUGCUUCUGCUGCACGGAUACCUACUACGUGGGGACCAUUCACUGCCUACUGUUACAGGUCAAUCUUAGAUGGGAUUGAGCAUAUUGCAAUGGUCAAGGGUGAGAUUGGGGAUGGACAAGAUGUUCUGGUCAGGGUUCACUCAGAAUGCCUCACAGGUGACAUUUUUGGGUCAGCCAGGUGUGAUUGUGGGAAUCAAUUGGCCCUUUCAAUGCAACAGAUUGAGGCUGCUGGCAGGGGUGUAUUGGUGUACCUCCGCGGUCAUGAAGGAAGGGGCAUCGGUUUGGGCCACAAGCUUCGUGCUUAUAACUUGCAAGAUGAUGGGCGUGACACUGUGGAAGCGAAUGAGGAGCUGGGCUUACCUGUUGAUUCAAGAGAAUAUGGAAUUGGUGCACAGAUUCUUCGAGAUCUUGGGGUUCGAACAAUGAAGCUGAUGACAAACAACCCUGCAAAAUACAGUGGGCUCAAGGGUUAUGGUUUGGCAAUUGCAGGAAGAGUUCCCCUUGUGACUCCCAUCACAAUGGAGAACAAGAGAUAUCUGGAGACAAAACGUGCCAAAAUGGGCCAUGUCUAUGGCUUAGGAUCCAAUGGCCUUCCAAUCAAUAUCAUCCCCACAAAUGGUAAACCAAAAAACUGAGUUGGUUCAUCGUCUGACUGGUAAUUUGCCUGCCUACAUCAAAUGCUACAUGUAACCAAGAUAUCUAGAUGGACUCGCAUACGAUAACAGGAUAGAGAAGUGACAUUAUCAACUGCAUUGUUUGGAUUCCAGAACAUGAUUUAUUUAUUUAUACUCAUUCAAUGAUUCAUUACUCAUAGCCAUCCCAUAUUCUGUACUGGUGAUUCUUUCUGAGAAAUAAAUUGUGAGAAUUUCAGGCAGGUAUUGAAUUGAUAUGUCAUUCUUUUUUACCCCUAAUGUGUAAAACAGCCAUAAAUGAAAUUACUGUUGUCAAAGACAGUCAUUUCCUUGUAUAACUAUUGGAAUAAUAUAGAGACCAUGUAUUAUUGUAUAAGGAUUUUUGUGUACUUUGUUAUUUUA